AAAUUUCUUGUUUCUGCAGCUAAGCUUAGUAUCUAAUUAAGCAAAAACAAUGAGUUCUCACCAUCAUCAUCAUCAUCAUCAUCCUCAGCAUCUCAGCUGUGGUACUACAUUUCUGCUACUUCUUACUGCCAUUAUCUCAAUUUUGACAUCUUCAAUUGCAGCAGAGCCAGAGCCACCUACACCAAAGCUGAAUUCAGAGCCAGUAAAACCACAUACACCAAAGCUGAAAUAUUCGGAGCCAGAACCACCAAGUGUAAAGCUGAAUUCAGAGCCAGUAAAACCACUUAUACCAAAGGUGAAUUCAGAGCAAGAGCCACCAGUAGCAAUGUUGGAUUUUGAUGGUGGUGAUGAUGGGCAAACUGGAACAAGAUGGGCAGUACUCGUUUCAGGCUCCAAUUCUUAUGAUAACUACAGGCAUCAAGCUGAUGUGUGCCAUGCAUAUCAAGUAUUGAGGAGAGGAGGACUGAAAGAAGAAAAUAUAAUAGUUUUCAUGUAUGAUGAUAUUGCCUUCAAUCCUCUCAAUCCCAGGCCUGGUGUCAUCAUCAACAAGCCAAAUGGCCCGGAUGUUUAUGAAGGAGUUCCAAAAGAUUAUACAGGAAAGGAAGUUACAACAGCAAAUUUCUAUGCAGUGUUACUCGGAGAUAGAACUGGCCUCACUGGUGGCAGUGGCAAAGUUGUGGAUAGUGGUCCAAAUGAUCAUAUUUUCAUAUAUUAUGCUGAUCAUGGAGGCACUGGAGUUCUUGGGAUGCCUGAAGGUUCUUUCGUUUAUGCUAAAGAUCUUGUUGAAGUGCUGAAAACUAAGCAUGCUGCUAAUGCUUACAAAAGCAUGGUGGUUUACAUUGAAGCAUGUGAAUCUGGGAGUAUAUUUGAUCACCUGCUUCCAAAGGAUUUGAAUAUCUAUGCAACAACAGCAGCAAAUUCACAUGAGAGUAGUUUUGCAGCAUAUUGUCCUGGAGACAAUCCUGGCCCUUCUGAUGAUUUUAAUACAUGUUUGGGUGACUUGUACAGUAUUUCUUGGUUGGAGGAUUGUGACAAACAUGAUUUGAGUAAAGAAACAUUGGGUCAACAAUAUGAAGUGGUUAGAAGAAAAACAGCAAAUAGUGAUUUGGAUGCAAGUUCUCAUGUAAUGCAGUUUGGGAAUAUGAAUCAAAGAAAUGACAUCCUCUUCUCUUAUGUGGGCACAAAUCCUGAAAAUGCUAAUUACACUUCCACUGACAUUAAUGCUGAAUCUUCCCCACCAACAUUCUCAAAGCUUGUUGACCAACGUGACGCAGAUCUCCUCCAUCUUCGACACAAGUUCCAUAAAGCUCCAUUUGGUUCUGAGGAGAAGCGUGAAGCCCAAAAGCAACUACUUAAAAGACUUUCUCAUAGGAAACACAUUGACUUCACCAUAAACAAGAUUGCGGAGCUUCUGUUUGGAUAUUGGAAUAGUAAAAAUCUGUUGAACACUGUUCGGGGUCCUGGGCAACCCACUAUAGAGGAUUGGGAUUGCUUUAAGAUGAUUGUGAAAACUUAUGAGGAAUGGUGUGGACCUCUGUCCUACUAUGGAAUGAAAUAUGCUCGAGGUUUUGCCAACAUAUGCAAUUCCGGAAUUAGCGUGGGAAAAAUUGUUGAAGCAACAAAGAAAACUUGUUCUAAGGAAAUCCUUGUGUAAUAGACUGUUAAGAUGGAAGUAAAUAAAAAAAAAUAUAGAUAUAUAAAAAGAAUGAUUUUGUGCAUUAUGACGUUGUGCGUUGCUCUGAUGAGCUAAAUCAGCUUCACUCUGUUUUACAUGUAUUCAUAUAUUAAUUGAAGCACCAUCCAAAGGAAAUGAUAAACAAAAAUAUAUUUA
Messenger RNA from Ziziphus jujuba (common jujube), 1831 nucleotides. Its product is annotated as vacuolar-processing enzyme-like. Gene Ontology annotation, biological process: vacuolar protein processing. Bases 50 to 1654 code for a protein of 534 amino acids. The record is from RefSeq and is a predicted model, not a curated record. Lineage: Eukaryota; Viridiplantae; Streptophyta; Magnoliopsida; Rosales; Rhamnaceae. Gene Ontology annotation, molecular function: cysteine-type endopeptidase activity. The transcript has 9 exons.